Molecule: messenger RNA, 2592 nt
Organism: Ramularia collo-cygni
Lineage: Eukaryota; Fungi; Ascomycota; Dothideomycetes; Mycosphaerellales; Mycosphaerellaceae
Product: related to arsenite-resistance protein 2
Exons: 3
Coding region: 1-2592 (863 amino acids)
Biological process (GO): mRNA processing; primary miRNA processing
Cellular component (GO): nuclear body
Source: RefSeq, a predicted model, not a curated record
AUGGACGACUACGAAGGAUAUAGCCAUGCUCGUUCGCCCCGAGAGACGCCUCGGGAGCGUGACGACUACCGCUCCGCUGACCCCUACCGUGACCGUCGACGUUCACCAGACCGCCGCCGCGCGCCCGACCGAGACCGCASACGCUCGCGCUCGCCCGCACAGAUCGACAGGUACCAGCCCGAUCGCGUUGGCCGCGAUGAUUACACGUAUGCACCGCGCCGUGAUGAGCCCCAUCCCCAUCCUCGCCGACGCUCCUCUCCUCAACCCAUCGACAGAUACAUUCCGGGUCCCGAGCCGUCGGCCAUCAUUGCCAACCCUCUCCCAGAUCCGAUGAAGCUGGACUUUCAGGUUGGCUUUACUUGGUUCGCCGAAUGGUGGAGGACUGAGCAGCUCAUCAAGGAAGACAAGGAGCGCGUGCGAAGUGGCCGCCCGCCGCCAAGACUGAGAGGUGAACGCGAGUCCAAGGAAGAGCGUGAUGCUGAGAGACCCAAGAUCCAGGCGGCUUAUGAUCAAUAUAAGGAGAAUUUACAGAAAUCUCAAGCUCAGACAUUCGUGCGGCUGCACAAGACCGAGGACUGGUUCCGUGAGCGCUAUGUGCCCGAAGUUCGAAAUCCGUUUCGAGCGAAGUUGAUGAACUACYGCAAGGGCUUGUUUGCGCAGUGGGAGCACGAUCUGAGUUCCGGCGUCUUCGACGAAUUCACUUUGGAGGGUAUUUACAAGUCCGAAUCAAACGGCCUGGGAGGUAUAGUCGAGCGCGAGGAAGGCGAGACGUCGGCAGCAGCAGAGGUUUUGGGAGUCGGCGACUUGCUUCCCGCAAAGGGUGGUGACUUGCGUGAUCCUGCAUCGGCCCAGCCCACGUUACUUAUCAAGACCAUUGCCCCUACGGUCACGCGCGAGAAGUUUGAAACUUUUGCGAAAGAACACCUGGGCGAGGAUGAGGGGGGGUUCAGACAUUUAUCCCUGUCGGAUCCCAACCCUCUCAAAAAGUGUCACCGCAUGGGCUGGAUCAUUCUAAACCCGGGACCCGAGCAGACAGCUGAGUCUGAGGAGCACGUUGUUCCCCGUGACGAUGAUGGUGAUGGUGGAGAGGCCAUGAAAACCGACACCGCGUUGAGACCUCAGAGCUCCAGUGAUAAGGCGCUUGAGAAGAUCAACGGCAAGACCAUCGAAGAUCCCGAGCGUGGCAACUUCACAGUGCAUUGUGGCGUCCACCGGCCCCCAGAGGGGCCAAGGAAAAAGGCCUUGUGGGACUUGUUCUCUGCUUCUGAGCGCGUCGCUCGUGAUCUAGAGUUGGCAACACGUCUCGUUCGCAGACUUGACAACGAGUUGGGCGAUGAAUACUUUGGCGUGGCCAAAAUCGAGGAGCGUGUUCACGAGUUGACUGAAAGAGGAAUGCUGCAGCCUGUGGCACCGUCCAAACCCGAGAAGGAUCCAGACACAAUUGACUUUGAUGUCGAGGAGGGAGAAGAGGAGGACGAGGGCAUGAUUGAUGAAGACGAGAUGGACGAUGAAGAGCUUCUCAUCAAGAAGAAGAAACUCGAUCUGCUGGUGGAGUACCUCCGCAGAGUCUACAAUUUCUGUUUCUUCUGUGUUUUCGAGUCCGACUCGGUGCAUGAGCUGCAGCGCAAGUGUCCUGGUGGUCAUUUGCGCCGACCACGGGCGAGCCUGACCUCUGCCGCUAAAGAGACUGCACGAGCGAGUGCUACCGGUGAGCCCUUUCCUCUGUUGAGGGGCAAAGGCGUCGACGUGAAAAUCGAAAACGAAGGCAACGAAGACGAAGAGAAGCCCGAAAGCCCCGUCGAGGAGAAGAAGUCUCUAAUGAGACCGAACACCAAGACGACGCUACAGCUUCAGCGUGCUUAUAACUGGGUCAAGACGUUCGAAGAGAAGAUCUUGCAGAUCUUGGAGCCUGACAAUGUCAAUCUUCGCAAGCUGGGCGGUACUCCGGUGGAUGAAGGUGUUGAGAAGGAGCUCCUCAAGUAUGUGCUCCAAGAGGAUGUGCACAAGUUCCGCUGCAAGAUCCCGGAAUGCACCAAGCUGUUCAAAGGUACAGACUUCUGGCGCAAGCACGUUGAGAAGCGUCAUGCGGACUGGAACGAGCGGAUCAGGGCCGAAGUGGAGCUUGUCAACACUUACGUCCUGGAUCCGGCUCACAUUGCUCCAAGCCGUAGUGAUGCGAAUAGCAACGGCCACUUCCCGCUCAACAACCACGCACCAUCCGGAACCCCUCGUGGUUUCCAGCUUCAUCAGCAGUUUCAAAUGGGCUAUCCCAUGGGCGCCGGAAUGACCUCGGCAGGUGCGAUGCCUGCAAUGUUCAACCCCGGACAGCCCAUGCCUGGCGUGUGGGCCGGAAACCCGGCCAUGGGCGGAGGCGUGGGACCCAUGCGCAGUAAUGGACGAAAUUUCGCGACCAACGGUGGUGGUGCAUACCGCAUGCCGGGACCAUAUCAGCGUAACGGCGGCGGCAGAGGUCGUUUGCCUUCGAUGAGCGAUGGGCGACCGGGACCCAGCGAGGCUGUUGCCGGACGCAGCCUACGCAGCUACGAGGACUUGGAUGCUGACAAAGGAGAGACCACCGAGCUAAAUUAUUGA